Molecule: messenger RNA, 1479 nt
Organism: Rotaria socialis
Lineage: Eukaryota; Metazoa; Rotifera; Eurotatoria; Philodinida; Philodinidae
Source: the annotation of a GenBank genome assembly
AUGGAUGACACUUCCCAUGUCUUUUUAAUAAAAGAUAAAAUCCGUUGUAUUCAAAAGAAAAUUAUGGACCAAUUAGCUGCUGAUCUGAAUAGUGCAUUGAAUGAUGCGAAUAUUUUAACAUCACCAUUAUCAAAUGUUCCAUUGACGUCAUCAUCAUCGUUUUCAACAUCAUUGAAAAUAAAACGUCGUCGAAAACGUCCUGUUAACAAUGAAUCACAACAACAAAAAACUGAGGCAUCAGAUAGUACAACACCGGAAAAUUCACGAAAUCGAAUGGGUAUUAGUAAACAAUCUGCAAGUGAUGGCGAUGAUUUGCAAAUGCCAUCAAAAACACAAUCCUCAUCAUUAAUUAUCGCAUCUGAAUCCGAUUCAGCUUCACAAACCGAUGACAUACGGCGGCGACAUCGCCCAUUUAAAAAGCCAAUAAUUCCAUCUACAUCUCUGACGAAACUUGAACAACCUAUUAAAUUAAUACGUUGCUCCAGUAUGAAAGUAUCGAGUUCGACAAUAAACCCAACAACAACAACAACAACAAUAAAUGCAAAUCUAAAUCAUCGAUGUCAAAAUUGUCGAAGCACAGGCAAUUGCCGCAAAAUUGAUACUGACGAUGAUCCAUCGGCACCAUCAUCAGCAUCAUUGUUUUCAUUAGCUAUUGCGAAUAUUAACUGUAAUGGUAAACGUAAACGGUCACGUGCAAUUAUUCAUGAUGAUUUUCGUCUCGGAAACAAUAGUCUACAUGAUUAUGAUAUGACAUGUGGUGAUGAUCCGAAUCUAACCAAUAUUAGUAGUGACAGUAGCUUAAAUUUAAGCGACAGUGAUAAAGAUCCUUGUCUAACUAGUAAUGAAGCUGACGAUGAACAAUCAGAUUGGCCACGAGAUGAAAGUAGUAUACCUCGAUGUUUAUCAUGGAAAGAAGAUGGUGACAAUAAUAAUGCUGCUGCUGCCGACGAUGACGAUGAUGAGAAAAUGUUAACAACAAAUGAAGGAACUUUAGAUAAAAUUGUUAGCGGUGCAUUUAAUAUGGUAUUACAUACUUCAAAAGAUACAAUAAAAAAUCGAAUCAAAUCAUUUGUUAAUCGAGAAAUGCUAACAGGAAAUCGAAGAAAUAUUAGUUCAAAAAAUAAUUAUGCACAUCCUCAUCUGAAGCGACAUGUUCGCUUAUUAAAAGAAACGCGUCGUUCUCAUCAUAAUAGUUACAAUCAUAAACGUGUUAAAAGUGAACACUAUCCUCCGAGACAUCAUGAUAUUGUUGCACCGAUUGAUUCAACAAAUAUUGGUCAUCAAUUAUUAGAAAAAAUUGGUUGGACACCCGGCAAUGGUCUAGGUUUAAAUCAAGAUGGCAUCACAGCACCUGUAGACAUCAAUUAUCAUAAUUGUAGACAAGGUUUCGGCUAUGACAAUACGUCCAUUGAUACAAUCGAACGAAUGGAAAGUGAACAUCAACCACCGUCUUCAUCUAGUCAUCCAUCUCAUGUAUAA